GUCGCGAGCACCAUCCACCACCGAAAGCAGCUCGGCAAACCAUCAUCAUCUCCUCCACGCGGCAUCACCACACCACACCGCACCACACCUUCAUCCCCAUCACCAGCAUCACCAGAGAGCGUCCAUCUCCUGUGUUUCGCAACCGCGGACGGCACCACCAACCCACCCACGCAUCGAUCGUCGCCCUUGUGCGCGCGCACGCACACGCCUCGCCGCCAUGGCGAUCCGCGAGGAUAUCGUGGCGUCGGCUAUCACCUUCCUCCAGGAUCCCAACGUGGUCGGCUCCUCGGUCGAGAACAAGAUCUCCUUCUUGCGCUCAAAGAACCUGACGCAGGACGAGAUUGAUGCCUCUUUCGCGCGCUCCGGCCAGUCCGUUGGUGCUCCGCCUAUGCCUUCCCCCCAGGCCGUAGGCCCAGCACAGCCAGCAUACUACCCGCCACCGCAGUAUCCGCCGCAACAGCCUUAUGGCGCGUGGCCGCAGGCCCCUCCGCCAGAGCCCCCGAGAAGGGACUGGCGCGACCUGUUCAUCAUGGCGACCGUCGUUGGUGGAGUCUCAUACGGCCUCUAUGCCAUCACCAAGCGAUAUAUAUACCCACUCGUGGCUCCGCCUACGCCAGAGAAGCUCGAGCAGGACAAGGCGACGGUGGACGAGCAGUUUGAGAAGGCCUUUGCGACGAUCGAGCAGCUGUCGAAGGACACGGAAGCGCUCAAGGCGUCGGAGCAGGAGCGUACAGAGAAGCUCGACAAGGUCCUCGAGGAUCUCGAGAGUUUCAUCAAGGACACGCGCUCGGCGAGCCGGCGGCAAGAGGACGAGACGGACCGCUUGCGCGAGGAGAUGAAGUCGCUGCAGGGCUUGAUCCCCAAGUCCAUGACCGCCCAGAAGGAGCACAGCGACCGACGCCUCCGCGAGAUCAGCGACGAAGUAAAGAGUCUCAAGUCACUAAUCAGCCAGCGCAUGAGCGCGCCAGCUCCCGCUGCUGCUGCUCCAGCGACCCUUCCCUACGGUGCCUCGACCGCCACUGCCACUGCCAACGGCACCAGCAGUACCCUCCGACCUUCGACGGCCAACAACAACACCAAUAACAACGCAUCGACCCCUGCGACGCCCACUCCGGCCAAGGAGAACGGCGAGACAUCCACUGCCACCACUCCCGCCGCCACCACUGCUGCCCCGGCCAGCAAGGCUGACUACAUCUCGUCGCUCGGUGGCCGCUCGAGCCCCUUCGGCAGCGGCAUGCCCGGCGGCAAGGCCUCCAUCCCCGCGUGGCAGCUCGCCGCGUCCAAGGGCCCGUCCUCGUCCGACCAGACUGCCGCUGGCAGCAGCUCCUAAGCAAAAACCGCGUCGCAAAAGACAUCUUUCAACCUUUGUUGAAGGGGGCUCUUGCGUCAAACAUUAAUAAGUGCAACACACACACACACACACACCCCGCGCAACCACAACCUCGUGGCUGUCAAAGUAUCGGCAACGAUCAUCUUCCUCCUGUCUACAAUAGCAAUCAUUAUCGUGAAGCAUGGGAUGCUUUUUGUGUGGG
Messenger RNA from Microdochium trichocladiopsis, 1532 nucleotides. Its product is annotated as peroxisomal membrane anchor protein conserved region-domain-containing protein. Lineage: Eukaryota; Fungi; Ascomycota; Sordariomycetes; Xylariales; Microdochiaceae. The record is from RefSeq and is a predicted model, not a curated record. The transcript has 2 exons. Gene Ontology annotation, cellular component: peroxisomal membrane; peroxisomal importomer complex. The coding region runs from base 218 to 1330 and encodes 370 amino acids. Gene Ontology annotation, molecular function: signaling receptor binding. Gene Ontology annotation, biological process: protein import into peroxisome matrix, docking.